Messenger RNA from Acanthosepion pharaonis, 501 nucleotides. Lineage: Eukaryota; Metazoa; Mollusca; Cephalopoda; Sepiida; Sepiidae. The record is from the annotation of a GenBank genome assembly.
AUGCCUUUCUUUUUCUUUCUCUAUAUCGAGAACCUAGGCGCUCCAGAUUUUCCUAUCUUUUCUUUCUCACAGCAAUGUCUACUCUUUUAUAACCAAAUUUCUUCUGUGUUAACAAAUGCUCCUUUUUUGGAGAGAACUGAUCUAUUCCUCUACCCCUUCCGCCUCCUGUUUGUUUUUCGUUCACUCUUCAUCCUCCCUUUCACGUUAACCUUUUGUUCCUACUUACCCCCAUUCUUUCUCUCUCUCUCUUUCUCUCUAUCUCUCUCUCUCUUUCUCUCCCUGCAUCUUUCUGUUCUUGACUUUUGUUGUUUACUCUCCCACUCUCCCACCGACGUUUCUCUCUCCUAUUCUUUGUUCACCCUCUUUCAUAUACACCCCCCUCUAUCCUUCUUCAUCUCUCUUCGCUCCUGUACAUACGCCCCUCUCUUGCUUGCUUACUCCGUAUGUAAUAACACAUUGACACCUGUCCCUCGAGGUCACCAUUUUGACUUCUUCCCAUAG